This is a messenger RNA of Cordyceps militaris CM01, 1218 nucleotides long. Its product is annotated as aminotransferase, putative. The coding region runs from base 1 to 1218 and encodes 405 amino acids. The record is from RefSeq and is a predicted model, not a curated record. The transcript has a single exon. NCBI's taxonomy places the organism in Eukaryota, Fungi, Ascomycota, Sordariomycetes, Hypocreales, Cordycipitaceae.
AUGGCCGACUUUUACCCCGAGGCCCGCAAGCGCUUCCCCGCACUCCAAUCCAACAACCAAGUCUUCUUCGACAACGCCGGCGGCAGCCAGACGCUUGACACCGUCAUCGACUCGAUCCGCGAGUACCUGAGUCAUCAAAAUGUGCAGCUCGGCGCGUCCUACGUCGUCGGACGGCGCGCGACCACUAGCUACCAGCGGGCUUUCGCCGACGCCGCCGAUUUCAUCCAGGCCAAUGUCGACGAGGUCGUCUUUGGCGCGUCAACGACGCAGCUGCUGCGGACACUCUCUUGGACUCUUCAAUUUCGACCUGGUGACGAGGUUGUCAUCUCGGCCAUUGACCACGAGGCCAACAUUGCGCCGUGGGUCGACCUGGCCGAGCGGCAGGGGCUGGUUGUCAAGUGGUGGCGGCCGAAAGACCCGCUCGACCCGGAGCUGCACCCGCUCGACCUGGCGGCGCUGCUGACACACCGGACGCGGCUCGUGUGUUGCACGCACGCGAGCAACGUGCUAGGCACCGUCACGGACGUGCGUGCAGUGGCCGAGCUCGCACAUGGCGUCGGCGCGCUGGUGUGCGUCGAUGGCGUGUCUUACGCACCGCACCGGCUCGUCAACGUGUGCGAGCUCGGUGCUGACUUUUAUGUUUUCUCGUGGUACAAGGUGUACGGGCCGCAUGUGGCGACCUUGUACGCUAGCUGGGGCGCGCAGACGCACAUGCGCUCGCUCGGUCACUUCUUCAACGCCCACACCAGCCUGGUCGAUAAGAUGGGACUCGCGGCCGGCAGCUACGAGCUGUGCCAGGCCGUGUCGGCUGUAGUAUCGUACCUCGGGGGGCGCGAGUACGGGUCGUGGAGCGCCAUGGAGGAGCACGAGGAGGCCCUCACUGAGGCGCUGCUCGAGUACCUCCGUGGGGUGACAGGAAUCACGAUUUACGGCAAGCGCGGUGUACAGGACGCCCGGUUGCCGAUUGUGAGCUUCACCGUCGAGGGGUGGAACUCGCAGGCGCUCGUCGAGGCUAUCGAGAAGCAGUCCAACUUUGGCUUGCGCUGGGGCGCCUUCUACUCAAAUCGGCUGGUCCGUGAGACGUUGCUUCUCAAGCAGGACGGCGUCGUGCGCGUGAGCCUGGCGCAUUACAAUACGAGUAAGUCUAGCGGCAGUGUUCGUAGGUUUGUCUCCCAUUUUGCUGACGCUGUACCGCAGUGGAGGAGGUACUUGGCCUGA